UUGGAGCUGUGUUGGUUUGGCUUUUACCCCCAGUGUGGAGUUGAAGCCGUCCCUGUGCUUCGCAUACACUCUGCAUAUCACAAGAUUUGGUCUCUCCUCUCUCUUUUCUGGAGCUGCUGUAGGACUGGCUAUGGCCACCGCUACUUCCGGGAUCCGUCAUUUCAUUCGCCCACCGCUCAGCGCUGCGAACUGACUCUGUUUCUAUAAGCAAGCUAGCAGCCAACCUGCCAACACUCGCUGACACUCACUCAUCUCAGUCUCGCCAGAUAGACGAAAUACCUACGGGGGAAAGAAAGGAGAGAUCUGAAUCGCAGUCUCUUAAUUUCUACUGCUUUUUUCUUUUUUUUUUUUUUUACAGUGAUAAUAAAACAAGAUAGCGAUCUGGAGGCAUUAAAGGAGACGCGGACUUGCGGGAUGAAAACGGACUAAAAAGAUUCGUCCUUCUCUUGAACAUCAUCACCAACCGUCAUUCAUUCAUUACCUUGACAACCUCUGGCUUUGAUUGACAGCUGGAGUGGCAAAAAGCCAUGAGACACGACAGUUUAGUUACAUGCAGGUUGUUGAUGGGCCGAUUGUAACCUUCACUUUGGCGCAUUUUUUUUCUUUUUUUAAGAGGAAAGAGGGAAAACGAGAAAAAUUGCAAAACUCCCUGAUGCUACGAUUUCAACUGAACCACACUGGCGAAUAGGAGAAGUCGCAAAGUUGGUUGAAAAAGGAAUCUUGCCUCUAAAUCACUUUCUAAACGGGACUGGGAUAUUAAAUAUACGACAGAUUCAGGAGUUUAUUGGAGCGCAGCCUGAUGGCGCAAAGGUACGAUGAGCUGGCCCACUACGGUGGGAUGGACGGAGUCUCGGCGUCGAUGUACGGGGACCCACAUGCUCCCCGGCCGCUUCCCCAGGUCCACCACCUGAACCACGGACCGCCGCUGCACGCCAGCCAGCACUACGGAGCCCACGCUCCGCAUCCAAACGUUAUGCCCACCAGCAUGGGCUCUGCUGUCAACGACGUUUUAAAGAGGGAUAAAGAUCAAAUUUACGGUCACCCUUUAUUCCCACUGCUCGCGCUGGUUUUUGAGAAGUGCGAGUUGGCGACGUGUACUCCGAGGGAGCCCGGCGUAGCAGGCGGCGAUGUCUGCUCCUCAGACUCCUUCAAUGAGGACAUUGCAGUCUUUGCCAAACAGGUCCGAGCAGAAAAACCUUUAUUUUCAUCAAAUCCAGAGUUGGACAAUUUGAUGAUACAAGCCAUACAAGUAUUACGAUUUCACCUCUUGGAAUUAGAAAAGGUGCACGAGCUCUGCGACAAUUUUUGCCACCGGUACAUCAGUUGUUUGAAAGGAAAAAUGCCAAUAGAUCUAGUUAUUGACGAACGGGAUGGCAGCUCAAAAUCAGAUCACGAAGAGCUCUCGGGAUCGUCGACUAACCUCGCAGAUCAUAACCCAGCUUCCUGGAGAGACCAUGAUGACGCCACCUCCACACACUCAGCCGGCACACCGGGGCCCUCCAGCGGGGGACAUGCUUCACAGAGCGGUGACAACAGCAGCGAACAAGGAGAUGGCUUAGACAACAGCGUUGCAUCGCCUGGCACAGGGGAUGACGAUGAUCCGGACAAAGAUAAGAAGAGGCAGAAAAAGCGUGGCAUUUUCCCCAAGGUGGCCACUAACAUCAUGAGGGCGUGGCUGUUCCAGCAUCUCACACACCCAUACCCUUCUGAAGAGCAGAAGAAGCAGCUAGCCCAAGACACAGGCCUCACCAUCUUACAAGUAAACAACUGGUUCAUUAACGCCAGGAGAAGAAUAGUACAGCCCAUGAUUGACCAGUCCAAUCGAGCAGGUUUUCUUCUUGAUCCUUCAGUGAGCCAAGGAGCAGCAUACAGUCCAGAGGGCCAGCCAAUGGGCAGCUUCGUGCUGGAUGGUCAGCAACACAUGGGGAUCCGACCAGCCGGGCCUAUGAGUGGAAUGGGGAUGAAUAUGGGCAUGGAUGGGCAAUGGCACUACAUGUAACCUCCAUCUUGUAAAGCAAAACGCAAAGAAAAAGGGGGAAGUCUGCCAGGCAUGCCAGGGGAGUACGUACCUCAGAGCGGUCCUAUGGGCAUGAGCAUGGCCCCACCUACUUACACCAACCCUCAUCAGAUGACUUCUCACCCUUCCCGACACGGACCCCCUCUCCACGCGUACCUGCCCGACCACCCCCACGCCCACCACCCUCAUCACCAUCCCCACCACGCCAUGCUGAUGCAUGGAGGACCCUCAUCGCACCCAGGAAUGACCAUGUCUGCACAGAGACCCCCUUUGCUCACUCCCAUCGACCCCAGUACUGGAGGACAAGGCCUGGACAUCCAUGCCCAAUAGUAUAAGGGAACUUUGCUACCACCACCACAACAGCAGCAGCUACUACAAGAAACCAGUUUUUAAAAAAAAAAAAGAAAAGAAAGCAGCAACCCACAAUAAAUCCUAUUUUGAGACUAUUUUUAAGAAUAAAAAGCAAACCCUUUUGACCAGAAUUUGACACUAAAGAAACAGAAUUCCAGAUGAGCUGUGAUAAAUCUUUUUUUGUUUUUGUUUUUUUAGACUUGUCAAUUUUGUUACUUUCAUCCAAACGGAGGACCAAGCUGACAAGAACACUUUGUAAAGUCUUGGGCUUUUGGUAAAGAUCAACAGAGGAUGUUUUGACGUACACGUGUGCAAAGAACGGACAGAUGCACACGCUCACAGACACACACUUUUCAACACACUCACUCACUCACACACCAUCCUAAACACGUUCAGUAGACUUUCAUGUGACGCGCUCAAACACUUCUAAAAUAAAAAUCACUCUGGAAGAUUUAAAAAAGAAACAACAGACUCCAAGAGUUAGAACUACUGUAGUAUAAAAAGUAUAGAUAAAUAAGUUAAAAACUUGUGCAUUUUUUUCGUUGAUCACAUGGUUUAUGUUUCUUGAGCUAGUUUUAGAAUUAAAGGUUAACCCUUUCUCUCUCACACUGUGUGUGCUCCUUCCUGGAGGAGAAACUGUCUCGCAGCACAGCACUAUAAAAGAAAAAGAAAAAACAACAAGAAGAUGGAACAUCUCAAACCAUAGAGGGCAAUCAGAUCCUGUCCCCCAUAAGAACAGGGCAUGAUGGGAAAAGGCUGCUAAAUGACACCGGAUCUCUCCAGAAGAUUCAGUUUGAACAUUUGUCAUGCCCCUCUUCUUUUUUUUUUUUUUUUUUUGGUUCAUGAAUGAAUGUUGCCCUGUAGGUUUUAAAGGAAAAAAAAAAGUUAUUUGUUUGAAUUGCCCAAGCACUGGAUUGUGUUGGUUUUAUACAUUUUUAUUUUAAUAUUAUUUUAUUUUUUUGUACCCUGGACUCUCAUUGGUUAGAGCCUAUUGAAGGAAGCUUAACAGUGGAAAAGCAACAUCCUACGGCGCUUCUUUAUCUGCAGAUCAACAUUCUUGCCAUAAGGACAAUACUGACACAAACGUUGAUUCUGCGGCACUGGAGAAGCAUUUGAUGGUUGAUGCACCAAAAAACCUAAAACUAAAAAAAAAAAAAAAAAAAAAAAAAAAAAAACUUAAAUUAUGAACUCAAUGCUUUUGGGGGAAAAAAAGCUGAGAGAAUAUUGUAACAAACUUCGUACAGAGUUCAGUCUAUUAAUUGUUUCAUGUUAGAUAUUCUAUGUGUUUACCUCAAUUGAAAAAGAAUGUUUUUGCUAGUUUCAGAUCUGCUGUGGCAUUGAUAUUGUAUGUCCAUGAAUUCCUUCCUUUUUCAGCACGUGUUCCUCACUAGAUGAUAAGAUGCCGUCUCCCUUAAGCUUUGUCAAAAAUACAUUAAAUACUUGUAUGAGGACUGUGACGUAAUGUUUAAAAGGUGUUCAGUCACAAAUGCUGUAAUAAAUAUUUCAUUUUUGAUUUUUGUUA
Perca flavescens (yellow perch) is the source of this 3890-nucleotide messenger RNA. It is a transcript of the gene meis2a, whose product is annotated as Meis homeobox 2a. NCBI's taxonomy places the organism in Eukaryota, Metazoa, Chordata, Actinopteri, Perciformes, Percidae. Gene Ontology annotation, molecular function: DNA binding. Gene Ontology annotation, biological process: regulation of DNA-templated transcription. The transcript has 13 exons. Bases 800 to 1999 code for a protein of 399 amino acids. The record is from RefSeq and is a predicted model, not a curated record.